AUGUGUGGAAUCGUUUUUAGAAUAGGCCAAACCGAUCAAAGCUUUGAUGAAGAAGAGUGGACCGAACUUGUCAAGCUCAAUGCGCAGCGAGGCCCAGAUUCACAACAAGACCUUCAUCUCUCCAUCGGAUCAGUUUCAUUGAGCGUCUUUAGCUCUGUUCUGCAUCUCCGGGGAGAUCAUAUUGCGGUUCAGCCUCAUCAUUCUAGUGGAAACGUUCUUUGCUGGAAUGGAGAAAUCUUCGAAGGAUUGGAUCUUAUCUCUACAGACAAUGAUGGAGUCAAGAUUUUUGAACGCCUGAGCAGCUCUAACGAGUCUAUAUCCGGCAUUUUCGGACAAGUUGAGGGCCCGUACGCCUUUGUCUACUUGGAGGGCAGCAGUCGAACAGUCUACUUUGGCCGUGAUCCUUUGGGUCGUCGGUCACUUGUAGUGCACAGGCCCACUCCUGCUAAGCCGUAUCUCACUCUCGCCUCCAUGUCUAAUGGUAGCCACGACUUUGAAGAGCUACCCGCGGACACCCUGUUUUCAGUCUCUUUGGAUGAUCAUUGCUUGAACAUUCAGAAUGUUUCUAGAGAGAGUGCAUAUCUACAAUUGAUUGCUCCAAAGCCUUUACAUCGAGAUCUCCCCGCGGCAGAUUACCCAAUACCUGUCGACCCUUUACCACCAAUAUGGGGAGAAACUGUAGAAGAGUUUAUCAAGCAUCUAGACGCGUCUAUUGUGCUUCGUACUCAAGACAUUCCACGCCUAAACAGCCUCAAAAAUUCAGAUGCUCGUGUCGCCGUGCUCUUCUCGGGUGGCAUAGACUGCUCCGUCAUCGCAUUUCUUGCGCACAGACAUCUACCACUCUCCGAACCGAUUGAUCUCCUCAACGUUGCUUUCGAAAAUCCGCAUCGUGCUGAAGGACACACGCAGCCCUCACAGAAGAAACCUCAUAAGCAGUCAACGCGACCUCACCUCUCGGAGGAGCAGAAGUAUUCUGUGCCAGACAGGAUUACGGGUCUCGAACAAGUCGAAGAAUUCCGUCGUCUUGCCCCGGAGAGAACAUGGAACUUUGUGACCAUCAACAUUCCUUAUGAGGAAACUCUUCGUCACAGGCCAAUCAUCGAGCGACUAAUGGCGCCUUCCCGAACAGUAAUGGACAUGUCCCUGGCACUAGCAUUGUACUUCGCUUCUCGAGGAAUAGGCUGCAUCGAGAGCAGAGACACGGAGGCGCCGAACUCUCCUACCGGUUCCGUGAGAUCGUACACUUCACCGGCACGGGUCAUUCUCAGUGGACUCGGUGCAGAUGAACUACUCGGGGGAUACAUACGCCAUCGAAAUGCGUAUAAACAUGGAGGGUGGCAGGCAUUACUCGAUGAGUUACAACGAGACGUCGAUCGGAUUCAUAUACGAAACCUUGGAAGGGACGAUAGGGUCAUCUCUUCACACGGAAAGGAAGCAAGAUACCCCUUCUUGUCAAUGAAUCUUUUAGCAUAUCUCUCGUCCAUUCCCAUCCACCUCAAAGUCGACCCCCGAGUGAUCCCUCCAAGUCAGACGCCUCAGGACGAAGCCAAUGAGCAACUUGCGGUAAAGGGCUUGCCAGGAGACAAGCUACUACUUCGAUUGGCCGCGAGGCGGUUAGGUCUACAUGGUGCUGCUUCAAGAGCGAAAAGAGCAAUGCAAUUUGGCAGUAGAAGUGCUCGACUAGAGGGUGGAGAUGUCACAAAACGGUCGAAUGGCGCUACAUUACUAUCCUAG
Molecule: messenger RNA, 1734 nt
Organism: Serendipita indica DSM 11827
Lineage: Eukaryota; Fungi; Basidiomycota; Agaricomycetes; Sebacinales; Serendipitaceae
Source: the annotation of a GenBank genome assembly